This is a messenger RNA of Caretta caretta (loggerhead turtle), 686 nucleotides long. The record is from RefSeq and is a predicted model, not a curated record. NCBI's taxonomy places the organism in Eukaryota, Metazoa, Chordata, Testudines, Cheloniidae.
AAAGUGGAUGUGGGGCACCUGGACUCCAUCCUGGCCGGCAUGGGGAUCCAUUUAACCCAGGAGGAGCUGCAGGAAGCACUGAAGUACAGCCCCGUUGACAGAGACGGCAAAGUCUUCCUGAGUGCGUUUAUGAAGAGCGUGAUGAAUACGCGGAGACCCUCCCAGGCGGAGAGGGAUAAAGUGGAUCUCCAGAACCUGGAUGACAUCCUGCGUAGCAUGGGGGUCCAUUUAGCCAGUGAGGAGCUGCAAGAGGCUCUGAAACAUGUGACUGUUGAUGCUGAUGGGAAGGUGAAUUUGGGCGAAUUUAUGGAGGCGGUGAGGACUGUCCAGAAAUUGCCCCCAGGGGAAGAGGACAAAGUGGAUGUGGGGCACCUGGACUCCGUCCUGGCCGGCAUGGGGAUCCAUUUAACCCAGGAGGAGCUGCAGGAAGCACUGAAGUACAGCCAUGUUGACACAGACGGCAAAGUCAGCCUGAGUGCUUUUAUGGAGAGCAUGAUGAGUACACGGAGACCCUCCCAGGCCCAGAGUAAGUGAGUACAGACACUCUCUGCGCUCAUUCAUUAUUGGUGUGCCCCUGCCCAGACAGUAGGAGACAGGUUCAGAUGAGAGUUAAAGUGGGGGGACCUUGCCCAUUCUUUGCACAAGCCAAACCCUGAGGUCCUGACUCCAUUAUUACUCUCUCCUCA